UACCUCCUUACUUCGUUAAAAGUCAUCCGCGAAGGCUGGCUCAUGAAGAGAGGUGAGCACAUCAAAACAUGGCGCCGGCGAUACUUUAUUCUCAGAGAGGAUGGUACUUUCUAUGGAUAUAAAAGUAUUCCAAGGCAACCACUAAAUAAUUUUACCGUUCGAGACUGUCAGAUAAUAUGCUUGAAUAAGCCCAAGCCCUACACAAUUUUAAUGCGAGGACUUCAAUGGACGACAGUGGUGGAACGACUGUUUUUCGUUGAGCACGAAGCCGAACGAGAUGAGUGGAUCAGUGCCAUCCAAAUGGUUGCUAAUCGACUUCGCUCGGAAAACGAGGCGCCUACCAGUGUUUUCAAGGUUGAUUUCGCUGACGACGUCGUCAUUGACUUUCCUCAGAGGUGGUAUCAAAUCUUAAUUUUUAGGCCACCUAAGCGCUACUCAACAGACGACUUUGAGCUCCUAAAGGUGCUUGGCAAAGGAACUUUCGGCAAAGUUGUUCUUUGCAAGGAAAAGGAAUCCGGCUGCUUCUACGCUAUGAAAAUCCUUAAGAAAACGGUUCUAAUUGAGGUGAUUUUUCUUGUAUUAUAUACUUUCUGCCGUUUUGGCUUCUAG
Molecule: messenger RNA, 609 nt
Organism: Hydatigera taeniaeformis
Lineage: Eukaryota; Metazoa; Platyhelminthes; Cestoda; Cyclophyllidea; Taeniidae
Source: the annotation of a GenBank genome assembly